AUGCCGCCCGCGACACAGGCACCGACUGAAAGUGCCCCGGCUUCCAGUAGCCCGGGCUCCGAAUCGAGCUUUCAGCUGCCGUGGAAUGCCAUUCCAAGAUUUACUCCGGGUACGACAGAUGUCACUGAGUACUCAAAGAAGCUACAGCUUUUGGCGGCCAUGUGGCCGAAGGAGAGCAUCUCGCUGCUCGCUCCACGAGCAGCUUUGCUUUGUGAAGGCACCGCCUUCAAGAAGGUGGCCAAGCUUUCAGCUGACAAACUGAAGAGCAAUGAUGAGAGCGGCGUGCAGCUGCUAGUGGCCAUUUUUGGAACCAUUCAGAAAGCCGACGAGUCGAAUGACAGCUAUUUGGCCAGGCAUGACGUUCACUUCGAGGAGCUUCUGUCGCAGAGUGUGACUCUGGAGGAUGUUCGGGCUUACGUUCUGCUCAGACAAUCAGCCUUAUCGGCUGAGGAGCGGAAGAAGAUUGUGGUGGAGAUGAGCGGAGCCCUCAAGUAUGAUAAGGUCCGCUCGGCGAUUCGUCUGCUGGGGUCAAGGUUCUUUUCUGAUUUGCAAGGCCAGCGCGGCGCAUUUCGGAGCAAGACUUAUGAUGCCAAUGUGGUAGAGGACUCGGGGUUCGAUGAGCCGGACCGCAUUUAUCACGCGGCGGCGACUCCGAGUAUCGCCGAGGACUAUGAGGGAGAACUUGAGCCUGAGUACCUGGAGGCCUUGAUUGCGGCGGAGGACGGCGACGCCCUCGUCGUCCAGAACUUCGAGGAGGAACUAGAAUCCUUCUUCCAGGAAACUCCGGAGAUGCAAGAGGUCUUGGUGAGCUACAUGGAGGCUCGAUCGAGGUUGCUUUCGAAGCGGAAGGUCAGGCGAUUCUGGCCCGUGAGCGGGCACAAGGGCGGAAGGGCUUCCGGGAAGGGGGCCAAAGGAAAAGGCAAGGGGAAGGGCAGCAGAGAGCAGCUCUUGGCGAGAAUCGCCAAAUCCACUUGUCGGGCUUGCGGGGAACGCGGACAUUGGAAAGCGGAAUGUCCGAAGUAUGGUCGCCCCGGAUCGAUGACGGCGGCCAACAAGACUGAGGCCACGACGACCUUUGCCGAGGAAUGCCCAGAGCAAGCUACCGCCUUCAUGACAGGCCUGGCCACCGGGAUGGCUGGCGAGGAGAUCCUUACGGAGCUGCCCGAGGAAGCAGUCUCCCUUGCCGAGGCGUUGAAUGUAACGGGGGCUGGCGAUGUGGAGCCAAGGACUGGACUGAGGGCCCUCCGCGUAGGCCCACGGCAGGCUCCACAUGUGAACAGAGGGACCGUAGAUCGCCAGGUUUUGUGGCUUGGGAUAGAAGUGGUUGCGGGCAGCACGCCGUUACUGUUCUCCAAAAGGGCAAAUAAGCAACUUGGGGGUAUCAUUGACACUAAUGAUGACACGUGCUGCCUCCUGCGUCUUGGCAAGAAGCUGCAACUGCGCACCAGCGCUACCGGACUUUACAUGCUGGACCUUGCCCGAUUGAGUGAAGAAACCUGUGCUGCCAGCGAUGAUCAGUGCCAGCAUGCCUGUGAAGUCACCGCCAUGUCCUUCAAGGCCCGCUGUACAGAUGUUUUAGCCAAGAAUGCCAACCUUCCGAAGCCCGCAGCCAGCAGUGUCGAGGUGCCAGCCGAGACCGAGAGGUUGUCCCUCGGAGCACGGUUCAGCCGGAUGAAUCGAGCCGAGAAGACAUACACCUUGACGCAGGCACGCACGGUGCCGCUAGCCGAAGUGGGCCGCCUUACGAUCAAUUUUGGGAAGCAGGUCAAAGGCCGCAGCUUCGAAGAUGUGGUGACCCAGGAGCAGUCAUGGGUCCGUUGGUGUUGCGACCAUUUGGCAGGGAGCGAGAAACACGAACACAAGAUGUGUUUGUUGUACAUCGAACGGUGUGUGCAAGAGGCCGAAGCCUUGGAGCAGGAGUUGACCCAAAGCCUGGACGAGGAUUUCGCUUCCACUCCCGAGGUUCCGAUCAAGAGUGCAAGACUUCCCAAGCGCAAAGCUGCGCCUCGCAGCGUUCCCAAGGGCGGGGAAGAUCAAUGGGAUGUGGUCGUGGAUCCCGAUUCGGCGCGCCGGGUCGACGAGCAGAUCAACGAUCUGAACAGUCGAGUCAUGCAGAUGGAAAAGACCGAGCUUCGCCGUGUACACGUGAAUCUAGGACACCCGUCACCGGAGGUGCUUGCACGCCACUUGCAGGCAGCAAAGACUGAUCAUCGUUUGAUUGCCGCUGCUCGCGAGUACCAGUGUGACUCCUGUCUGGAGUCGACGCAGCCGCUUCACCAACGGCCUAGUAAGUUCCCGGUAAUCAAUGAGUUCAAUGAUUUGAUCGGGGUAGACGGCUUCUACUUUAAGAGUAAGUCUGGAUAUCGCACGUAUGUUCUUCAUGCCAUUGAUGAAGCGAGCUGUUUUCAGCAAGGGCUGAGCGCCACCGUCGGCGUUUGGACAUUCGCUGUCAAGCUCGGUAAGUCUAUUGUGUGGGUGGCCCACGGCACGACUGUCAUCCGGAGUGCUCCCGAGAAUCUUCGACCGGCAUCCCUCCGCGAGUGGCAGAGCUUAACCAAUUCACAGCUGGAAGAGCCGUGGAAGAAUGCCGGCGGACUGAUCUCUGAUCAGGUGUACUUGUCCUGUGAAGAAGCUGGAUUCCACGAUGAAUCGGGGUCCGAGUUCUCGCACUUCAUGACGUUGCAGACCGGAGAUUCCUCCACCGCUCCUUUAGCCGAGGAUAACUUGCCCUAUGUGAUGGAGCCUUUGCACAAUUCUCCAGAGCAAGCAUAUUGUCUAGAGGUUCCCUUAAAGCCUAAAGAAGUUAAGCGAUGGAGGAAAGAAAAGUCUGCUGGAGACCUGGUUGCCGUUGCCGCUGCCAUGAAGCGGGCACGCACUGAGGUUUGUCUGAAGGACUUGAGCGCCAAGGAGUUGACUUUCUUUGAUCAGGCCAAACAAAAAGAAAUCAACUGUUGGAUUCAGACAUCGGCUAUCCGGGCCAUUCUUCGCCGAAAGUUGAACCCAGAACAGAUUCUCAAGUCACGAUGGAUUCUCACGUGGAAAGCACCCGAAGUCGGUGAAACCCAACAGCGUGCUAAGGCACGCUUAGUGGUGCUAGGCUUUCAGGACCCUAAGUUGACUGAAGUUUGCCGUGAUGCCCCAACUUUGUCCAAGGAAGGUAGAUCCAUUGUUCUUCAGACGAUUGCCUCCAUGCGCUUUCAGCUGAGCUCUUUUGAUAUCAAGACCGCCUUCUUGCGUGGAAAGGCAGAUGCAGCAAAUCCCUUGGCAAUGGAAAUGCUGACGGCCGGGUCGACGCGAGAUGAGGUUUUCAAAGGUAAGAUUAGUGAGCUUGAAGACGAUGAGUAUGUCCGUAACAUUCCACAGAUUGAUGUAGGUAGCCUGCAGUACGCCGUGACCUAUACCCGACCCGAUGUAGCGGCUAAGUUGGGGGAAAUACAGGGUCAGACGUCGGGUGCCACUGUGCAGACGCUGCUGGCUGCCAACCGCGUCUUGCGUGAAGCACAGGAGACCUCCCAAGUUAGUCUUAAGUACCUGCCAAUCCCAGUAGACCAACUGACCUUCGUAUCCUUUGGGGAUGCCUCGUUUGCUUCUGCAAAGAAUCUGCAUUCUCAUCAAGGCGCGCUGAUUUGCGCGACGGAUGAGAAGUUGAGCCAAAAUCAAGAGGCACCGGUCUCUCCUGUAGCAUGGACAUCAAAGAAGAUUCCUCGAGUAGUGCGUUCUACGCUCUCUGCCGAGGCGUAUGCAAUGUCUAAAGCUGUGGAUAUCUUAGGUUGGGUUCGAGCACUUUGGGGAUGUAUUCACGUUGGAAAUUUCCAAUGGCAGCAACCAGAAGCGGGCUUCAAGCAAUUGCCUCCAGCCACGAUUGUUACUGAUUGCAAAUCGUUGUACGACUUGGUGACUCGGCUGGCCAUGCCGUCUUGUGAGGAGUUCCGCACGACCUUGGAAGUGUUGCUGAUUAAACAGCGCUGCUUGGAAAACGCGCACUUGAGGUGGAUCCCAACCACUCUUCAAGUUGCAGAUAGCCUCACCAAGCCCAUGGACCCCGUGCUUUUCAGAACCGUUCUCGCUCAGGGUCUUUGCAAGUACCUCGACCACGUCCUGAAGUGCACGGAGCCUCCCGCACCCAAGUUCCUGGUUCAACUCAUGGAUGACUUCGUUACCAAGUACUGGGCCGGAAACUUGGAGCGGCUGCUGGCCACACCCGUCGAAGAGCCUCCGCCCGCAGAGAAGGAGCCGCCGAGGCGAAAAACCGGACUCUUCGAGGAGUUUAGCAGACGUGUGCGGCCAGGAGAGCACCUGCAAGAAACGCCGCCGCCUCUGACGAACCUCAAAGAGGCAAUGCUCAGGAGGUAUGCAGCAUCCGCCGCUGUCAUGGCGAGAACCAAGGGAUUUGCUUCACUGAAGCAGGUCAGACCCCUGGCUGCUAGGCAAGCAGCCAAGGCUCAUGCCAGGCCCUUUCUAGAAGCCGUGGCACCGGAGGAGGUUGCGGAAGAUGCCUGCCCACUUUGCAAGCGGCACCUGAGGCAGAAGGACACCGGCGUCAUCCGGCUACGGUCCUGUGGGCACGAAGUGCACGGGGACUGCUUCAAUGACCUGAUCAGUGGCACCGACCGUUUCCGUGGAUUCUCUCGGACGGCUUGCCCCAAAUGUGGCGAGCUAUGGUCCGAGCGUGCCGGGCGAAAGCAGCCGGUGCUACCUGAACUUGUGAAAGUCGACGAAUAG
Messenger RNA from Symbiodinium sp. CCMP2592, 4722 nucleotides. Lineage: Eukaryota; Dinophyceae; Suessiales; Symbiodiniaceae. The record is from the annotation of a GenBank genome assembly.